Medicago truncatula (barrel medic) is the source of this 2752-nucleotide messenger RNA. Its product is annotated as U-box domain-containing protein 35. Gene Ontology annotation, molecular function: ATP binding; protein kinase activity. The record is from RefSeq and is a predicted model, not a curated record. The transcript has 10 exons. Lineage: Eukaryota; Viridiplantae; Streptophyta; Magnoliopsida; Fabales; Fabaceae. Bases 23 to 2383 code for a protein of 786 amino acids. Gene Ontology annotation, biological process: protein phosphorylation.
GAGAAUUAAAGAAGUGAGAGGAAUGUGGUUGCAAAAGAAUCAAUGGGACAGGAAGGAUGGGGUGAAUGGAAUAGUGGCAGUGGCAAUAGACACAGAUAAAGGAAGCCAAAAUGCACUCAAAUGGGCCGUUGACCAUCUCACCACAAAAGGUUCAACUAUUGUUCUCAUCCAUGUCAAGGUUAAACAAGCACCACCAUCUUCUAAUUCAACCCCAAGGGCAGGGAUGAAUAGCAUUCUUGAGCAGGGUUCAGUGGUGGGCAAAGAACCUGAUGAACAAACCAAAGAAAUUUUCCGUCCAUAUCGUGUCUUUUGUGCGCGAAAAGAUGUACACUGCAAGGACGUUGUAGUAGAACAUGGAGAUGUAUGCAAAGCUUUAAUUGAAUAUACUUCUCAAUCAGCAAUUGAGCAUUUGGUUCUAGGCUGUUCCAACAAAAAUGGUUUUCUCAAAAGGUUCAAGGUGGUAGAUAUUCCAGCAACAAUAUCAAAAGGGGCACCAGAUUUUUGUACAGUAUAUGUUGUUGGUAAAGGAAAAAUUCAAUCAAUGCGAUCAGCUUCUCGUGCUGCUCCUUCAUUUUCACCUCUACAAUCCCAACUUAGUCAUUCUAGUCCAAAGUCAGAACAACCAGAACCUCGUGUGCCAGUCGUAACUAAAGCACCUGAGAGGAAGUCAUUUGAAGGGCAAACACGUAGAUCACAAGAUGGGAUGGAAUCAUUCAGGUCACCAUUCACUAGGAGACGUCCAAAUGAUAGGUCAUAUGGAGAACUUUCUAUGCCAGAAGGUGACAUAUCUUUUGUAAGCUCAGGAGGAAGGCCAAGUACGGAUCGUUUAUUCCCUUCUGUAUAUAACCACAACUGCAAUCCAGAUCAGUCAAGCUUUUCCAACCCUAGGCUAUCAUAUAGUUCUGAUACUGAUGGAAACUAUAGCUUUGAGUCAAACAAUUAUGGAAGAAGGUCUAUUGAUAUUGGCACUCCUGAUCACUCAUCUUUCUCAUUUGAUAGUGAUGGAUUUUCUUCUUCUGCAUCAAAUGUGGAUGAUGUGGAGGCUGAAAUGAGAAGACUGAAGUUGGAGCUAAAGCAAACAAUGGAAAUGUACAGUACAGCCUGUAAAGAAGCACUCACGGCACAGCAGAAGGCUGUAGAACUCCAAAGAUGGAAAUUAGAAGAAGAGAGGAGAUUGGAGGAGGCAAGAAUGGCUGAAGAAUCUGCAUUGGCUGUAGCAGAAAUGGAAAAGGCAAAAUCAAAAGCAGCAAUUGAAGCUGCUGAAGCACAAAGGAGGAUAGCAGAACUUGAAGCACAAAAGAGAAUUAGUGCAGAAAUGAAAGCUCUAAGAGAAUCAGAAGAGAAAAGAAAAGUAGUUGAUUCUUGGACAAACCAAGAUGUGAGGUAUAGAAGGUAUGCAAUUGAGGAGAUUGAAGCUGCGACGAGUUUCUUCACUGACUCGCUUAAGAUUGGAGAAGGUGGUUAUGGUCCCGUUUAUAAAUGUCUUCUAGACCAUACUCCUGUCGCAGUUAAAGUUCUCCGUCCUGAUGCACAACAAGGAAGGUCCCAGUUUCAACGAGAGGUUGAGGUAUUAAGUUGCAUAAGGCAUCCAAACAUGGUUCUCCUCCUAGGAGCCUGUCCGGAAUACGGCUGCCUUGUUUAUGAGCACAUGGCGAACGGAAGUUUGGAUGAUUGUCUCUUUUGUAGGGGAAACACUCACCCACUACCUUGGCAGCUAAGGUUCAAAAUUGCAGCUGAAAUAGGCACAGGCUUACUCUUCCUCCACCAAACAAAACCUGAGCCACUAGUACAUAGAGACCUUAAACCAGCAAACAUCUUGCUUGACCGCAACUACGUCGCAAAGAUUAGUGAUGUUGGUUUGGCAAGACUAGUACCGCCAUCAGUAGCAGACAAUGUGACACAAUAUCGAAUGACAUCGGCUGCCGGAACAUUCUGUUACAUAGAUCCUGAGUACCAACAGACAGGAAUGUUGGGAGUGAAAUCUGAUAUUUACUCACUUGGGAUAAUUUUCUUGCAAAUUUUGACAGCAAGACCACCAAUGGGAUUGACACAUCAUGUUGGUAGAGCUAUUGAGAAGGGAACAUUUAGUGAGAUGUUGGAUCCAAGACUGACAGAUUGGCCAGUUGAAGAGGCUAUGGGGUUUGCUCAGAUGGCUAUAAGGUGUGCUGAGUUAAGGAGGAAAGAUAGACCUGAUCUUGGUAAAGAGAUUAUGCCUGAACUUAAUAGGUUAAGAGAACUUGCUGAAAAUAAUGAUCACCAUUAUAUGUUUAGUGGAUUUACAAGUCCUUCUACUCAGAGCCAAGUCUCUCUUCAGAUGGAUGGAUCAAGUUCUUCACUUCCUUAUUCAGAGAAUAGCACAAGAAAUGUAUCAAGCCCUCUUUGAUAGGUCAAGAGAAGAUCCAUCCAAGUAUGAAGUGUAAAUAUUUAGGUUAAUUGAUAUGUGUGUAUUGUAACGUAUAGCAUGCCUUGAUUACUCAAUUUGUGCAUGUAAAUUGAUUUAAUUAUUUUUUUAAUUCGAAUUAGAUUGCAAAAGCAAUAUAGUCUUAGUCUAAGAACAUUAAGUCAAGUUACACCAAAGUCUCUUUAGAGACUGGCUACUUGUAUAUCUGGGAUCGAAUCCUAGCCGUGUAACAUUGCAUGUAUUUUAAUUUUAAUAUAAUACAUAUAACAGUCCAAAGUAAUCCUUUUGCAAAUACCCUAAAUCAUCAUUUUCAAGAUUAUUCAUUAUUCAAUUUAACCCUCCUAAUUUUUG